UUCAGUUUUCAUUCAUUCAUUCAAUGUUUGCUUAUGAAAAAACACAAUGAAAUCAACAAAAUUGCCGUUCAUUUUAUCAAUUUUAUCAUUGAUUAAUCCACAUAUGAUGGCCAUACAUCCAUCAUCAUCAUCAUUAUAUGGUUUUAAUAGAUAUGGUGAUAAUAUUGAUGCAACAAUAAUUUCCAAACAAAAUUUACAUAUUUUACCAAUACAAAAUUUACAUACGAUACAAACGAAUCCAAUAAUUGAUAUAAAAUCAAAUAAUAAUUUAAUUACAAUACGUUUUAAUACAAUUAGUUCAUCAAUAAAUACAAUACAAAAACAUCAUGGUAUUCAAUCGAAAAUACAACAUUCAAAAUUUAUGGCCGAACCAGAUAUACUAAUACAAAAUAUACAAAAACCAAUCAUACAAAAAGUACAUGAAAUAAUACAACCAUAUCGUAAAAUUUAUCAAGAAAUAUUACCUGUAAAAGAAAAAAUUGAAACAAUUAUUUCAAAAGAUUCGAAUCAUCAAAAUCAUAAUGAACAAAAUUAUGAUAAUAUUUCAUCAUCAUCAUCAUCAUCAUUGAUUUCGAAAAAAUUGAUUCCUGAAAACAAUGAUAAAAAAAUCAAUGGAAAAUCAAUCGAAUAAUCAUUAAUCAAUCCAAUCAUACAUUGGUCAAUCGAAGUAAUAAAAAUUCCA
Dermatophagoides pteronyssinus (European house dust mite) is the source of this 682-nucleotide messenger RNA. RefSeq lists its product as uncharacterized. Lineage: Eukaryota; Metazoa; Arthropoda; Arachnida; Sarcoptiformes; Pyroglyphidae. The record is from RefSeq and is a predicted model, not a curated record.